AAAAUAUAUUCUACGAACUUAUGACGUUUAUAUAAUAUUAUUAUUAUUAGUACUGUGAAAAUUAUAACGAGGAACCAGAGAUUAAACCGUUAUCGCAGUUGCGAUUUGUUUCACCUGAUUUAUGUUAUUAUAAAAAAUGGACGCGUCGCGUGUACUUUUCGCAUUCUUCUCGCGGAACAGCCGCUACCGACGCAGUUGAAAAUAACGCACAUAAAUUAUACGCUAGCUAAAGUAAACACGCGGUAUAUCGUCAUAUAUUUUCUUGGAUGUAUUUUCGCAUUUAUAUCCAUCAUACGGAAGUCCUGGCGCUUGAACGCCCCUGAAGCAACAUUUUAUUUUGUAUAAUAUUCACACGGUUUCACUGUCAACGCCCAAAAUGUUCAACAAAAUAUCUGUUAACCAUCUGAAACUGUUUUUCACGACCAGUGUCAUGUCGUUUCAACAGUAUAUUAUUGGUGGAGUAUUUGGAUUUUCCGCCGUCAUACUGCCACAACUGAAACUACCCAAUGCUCUCGUCAAAGUCGAUGGUGACCAAGCGUCCUGGAUAGCAAGUCUUCCGCUCUUGUUAUGUCCCAUUGGCUCGCUGGUGUUCGGUUAUUUAUCCGACAGAUUCGGCCGGAAGCUAUCACUACAACUUACGUACGUACCUUUGAUGAUCAGUUGGUUGCUGCUCAGCAACGCCGAGUGCUUGAAAGACAUUUACAUCGGUAGAUUGUUAACCGGAUUAUCUACUGGUACCGGCGGCGUGAUCUACGUGUACAUAGCCGAGACGAGCCCGACGGACAGCCGGCCGUUCUUCCUGUUGAUCUACACGCUGUACGUGGGCCUGGGCCUGAUGACGUCCGCGAUUUUGGGCGUACUGUUCCACUGGCGCACGGUGGCCGCCGUGUACGCCGCGAUGUGCGCGGUCGGCUUCGUCGCGCCGUUCUUCGUGCCGUCCACGCCGAUGUGGCUGCGGUCCCGCGGCCGGGACGAGGAGGCCCGAAAGGUCGAGCGGUGGUUCGGGUUCGAGCCCGACCGCAUCGACGACCUGCCCACGCUCCCGCCGCCGCCGUGCGCGGCCGCGGCCAUGGCCACGCUGAGCCGGGCCGACUCGACGGUCGGCGCCGUCGUGGAAACCAACGCGAGCUGCUGGGCCACGUACACCGGGCCCACCGUCUGGAAGCCCGCGCUCGCCGCCCUGGCGUUCUUCUUCUGCCAGCAGGCGUCCGGGUUCUACGUGCUGCUGUUCUACUCGGUGGACGUGAUGCGCGACUGCCGCAUGUCCACCGACGGCAUGACCGCGGCCGUGUACCUCUGCGCCGCCCGGCUGGCCGGCACCGUCGUCAGCCUCGUGUUCCAGUCGACGGCCAAGCGCACGCUCACCGCCUUCUCGGGGCUGGGCAUGUGCGCGUCCAUGUCCAUCGUGGUCGGUUACCUGUACGCGUACAGCGGCGUUCCCGACCCGCCGGCCACCGACCUGCUGAUCGUGCCGUUCCUGUUCUACGUGUUCUUCGCCAUGUUCGCCGUGCUGCCGUUACCGUGGAGCGUGUGCGGCGAGAUGUUCCCGAUGGCCGUCAAGGGCACCAUGAACGGCGUGCUGUACUCCUGCGGUUACGAGCUCAUGUUCGCCGCCAUUAAGGUGUACCCGAUGGUGGUGACCGCUUUCGGCAUCAAGGCCGUGUGGACGGCGUUCACGUGCAUGUGCUUCGUCACCGCCCUGUUCGGCGCUUUCGUCCUGCCCGAGACCACCGGCAAGACGCUCAACGAGAUUGUCGACGGGUUUAGGCCGUCCAGCGACAAGGCCCGCAGCAAGAAAACUAUCAAGCCUCAAAUACCAUAAACCCCACAAACCCGACCCCACGCCACCGCGGCCGCUCUUAAGGUCUUAUUUAUUCGUCGUCGUCGUCAACGUAGUUGGGUUGGUCAAGUGGCUGGAAUUUCGAUCAAUAAAGCUGGGUUCACUGCUACACGUCGUCCGUCGUGUCCUAGAGUCGAGCCCGGCCCAACUCGCGAUGGAUCGCGGUUAGUGAUUGAUACCACGACUACAACCGCGGCCGAUACGAUACAAGGAACGUGACGCGACAGACGACGUAGCUGCAGUAAGUCCGACUUAAUAGUGUCCGAAAUUUAUUCAUAGUACCUACACUAUCAUACUGCAUAUUGUAAAUAUUGAAAAAUAUAAAUUUUGGCCGAGUCGCGGUACGUGAACACGACGAUUGAUGACGCGUCACCGCAAUACUGAUAAGAUUGUACAUUUUGUAUCGUCACAACAACAGUAAUACCUGAGUUAUUGCCGAUUUAAAUAAUUAUCACUGUCCCAUGUACCAUAUUCCUUAUGUAUAUAUAUAUUAUAUUUUCCUUUCCGAUACCGGUUAGGUCAAGUGUGCAUAAUUUAACGUGUUGUACUCAGUACGACGCUUUGACCACAUGUCCACAUACGACUCAUAAUAUGACAUGUGUCGGUUGUUACGGAGUAACAAUUUUAUGAUGACCCAUUUUUACGACAGUUUAAUGUUAUAAUAUAAGUACUAUAAGUCUAUCAUAUAUUAUAUCCGUGUAAAUUAUAUUUACAGUGUAUGUCAUAUAUAUUUUUAAGUAUACUAUUGGGAUCGAUUAGAAAACUAAAACAUGAUAUCUCCUUAAGUUUAAUAGUGUUUGUUAGUAUUAUAUAUAAUUAGAAUUAUUGAAAAAUUGUAUAUUUUUUGUAAAAACUGUAUCAUUGCAGGUAAAUAAGAUAUUUCCUUAUGUAUAACUAUGUCUACCCUAUACACUCAUGAAAUUAGUA
Melanaphis sacchari is the source of this 2767-nucleotide messenger RNA. Its product is annotated as facilitated trehalose transporter Tret1-like. Gene Ontology annotation, molecular function: transmembrane transporter activity. Lineage: Eukaryota; Metazoa; Arthropoda; Insecta; Hemiptera; Aphididae. Bases 377 to 1822 code for a protein of 481 amino acids. Gene Ontology annotation, biological process: transmembrane transport. The transcript has 4 exons. The record is from RefSeq and is a predicted model, not a curated record. Gene Ontology annotation, cellular component: membrane.